AUGUUGCACUUGCUAUAUGAGCUGGUCGGACGGCACUUGCCGUCUGAGUACCUAGCUUUCUACAUCCUAGUUCCACUCACCAUUGCUGUCGUGCAUAGCUGGGCUCGCGGUCCAGCGCUUCUCGCACGUGAAGAGCGCUUGGAAGCACAGCAGCGACGUAUUCAGGAAAAGAACGACCAUGUGCGUGUUACUGCUGGUUUGCAGGAGAUGGGCGGUCGGGUAGUUCUUGUGGCUUCGGGAGGCAUGACGCCUAUGGGCCUUGUUACUGUAUCUACGUUGGCACAUCAAGGGGCUCAUAUCAUCAUGCUCGUCCCUGAUUUGCAAGCAGAUGACGUGAUCCAAAUGGUCCUGCUUCUUCGGGAAAGCACCAUGAGCGAGAAUAUUUUUGCGGAAAAGUGUGAUAUUUGUGACUUAAACUCGAUUACCGACUUUGCUAAGCGUUGGCAUGCGGGGACUCUCGUAACAGGCAAAGAUGGCGUGCCAACUUCGCAGCCCCCUUCGUCCACACCAUCAUCAAGUAAAGCACCUCCAUCAACAACACUCCCUGGUCUCCCAUCACAGCAAGCGCAUCGUGUGGACACCAUUCUAUUCUUGCCCAGUACAGGUGCUGUGGGUGCCUUUGGUGCAUCACACGACGACGUGUAUGAUGUGGACGUGUUAGCACGCUUUCACUUCGUCAAUGCCAUGCUCCCCAGUCUGCUAAUCCUUCCUCCGAAUCGUGACGUGCGUAUCAUCAGCGCUGUGAGUCCAUGGUAUGCUGCAGGACUUGGCCAAUUUGAACGUGUCUCGAUUCCACUGACGAAGCCCUUCUUCGAGCCAUGGACGCGUUUGGGCGCUGCCUCGCUGCAUUGGAUCGUGCUCGCCGCCGAGCUACAGCGCCGCCUUGAUUUACUGGCUGAGGCGGAUACGCGAUCACGUACUCGGUUACCGGACCUGGAAGGCGACGAAGACCAAGUACCUCAGCAUGGCUUGCGUGCACGACGCAGUCACAUUUCGUCGAUUGUGGUGUGCCCUGGCUUUGAAGUCUCAUCACAGCUUCUUUCCUUUUUCCAGACGUAUGGGGCGGGUCGUAUGCACAAAUACAUUUUAUGGAUGCUAUGGCUUCUUUUGGCGCCAUGGUGCUGGAUCAUCGGAAAGCCUACAUCGAGGGCUGCCGAGGCCAUGGUAUGGGGCGCCACGGCGCGUCUCGAGACCGAAUCACGCACCUUACGCCGGAAACACGCGCAGCAAAUGAAGACACCCAGUGUCCUCGACGACGAUGCACUAGCGCGUCAGUGGCCUGGUCUGCAGCCAGGCUUUUUAUACCGCGAGGGCCUUCUGAUCGCACCACCCGUCCCUUCCUCGUACCAAGGGACGGGGGCAGCAGCGUUGUGGCGUGCAACGGAAGAGCGCGUCCAGAAAAAACUCCAGGCCACAAAAGCAUAG
This is a messenger RNA of Malassezia pachydermatis, 1425 nucleotides long. RefSeq lists its product as hypothetical. The transcript is spliced from 2 exons. Lineage: Eukaryota; Fungi; Basidiomycota; Malasseziomycetes; Malasseziales; Malasseziaceae. Bases 1 to 1425 code for a protein of 474 amino acids. The record is from RefSeq and is a predicted model, not a curated record.